Molecule: messenger RNA, 1489 nt
Organism: Culicoides brevitarsis
Lineage: Eukaryota; Metazoa; Arthropoda; Insecta; Diptera; Ceratopogonidae
Product: protein sister of odd and bowel-like
Exons: 2
Coding region: 142-1317 (391 amino acids)
Biological process (GO): embryonic pattern specification; embryo development; regulation of transcription by RNA polymerase II
Cellular component (GO): nucleus
Molecular function (GO): RNA polymerase II transcription regulatory region sequence-specific DNA binding; DNA-binding transcription factor activity, RNA polymerase II-specific
Source: RefSeq, a predicted model, not a curated record
CGAGCGAAGAGAAUGGAAUAUUGUAAUUUAUUUGUAUGUGAUAACGAUAAAUAAUUUUUUUGUUGUCUCUUCGUUUUUGGUCAACAUUUCGCGAGAUACCGUUCAAAAUAAAAAUAUAAAAAGGCCCAUACAAAAAUAACGAUGGAAAACUCUGUCGCAAGUCUUCAAUCUGCAUCAUCAUCAUCUGAUGCCCGAUCGCAACAACCUCCGCCGGGAGAACUUGUUCAAGCAGCUGCUGUGGUUCUCUCAUUACAAAGCACAAUGGUCUCAAGUUUACAACAAGCAGCAAUGUUGCCUGCGAAUUCUCCCGCAGCUGCUGCGUUCAAUUUGCAAGCGUUGGAAUCUUAUUUGACUCUUCAGAGACUCACAACGGGCAAAAGUGACAUGUUAAGCAGUUUGAAUCGAAGCGAAGAACAAGAAGAUUCGCAAGAUGUUUCAAUGAACCAAGAUGAUGAUAUUGCUAUGAGCAUGAACGACGAUGAUGACAUGGCAUUCGGUGAUAUGGUUAAUAAUGAUUUGCCGACGGCAAUUGGAUCAUUAGAAGGCGGUUAUUCGAGCUUGUUAUUGAAUGCGGUAUAUCAGCAGCAACAACAACAGGCGGUUCAUUCGACAAUGACUGCCGAUAAAUUAGCAACGUUGGCGAAACAAACUACAGGCAAUAAAGUGACGAACGCAAAUCCAUCAACAUUAGCGCAAACAACAACAUCAACAGUUGCGGGACAAUCUGCUCCUCGUCCUAAAAAGCAAUUCAUUUGCAAGUUUUGCAAUCGACAAUUCACAAAAUCAUACAAUUUGUUAAUUCAUGAAAGAACGCAUACAGAUGAACGUCCCUAUUCGUGUGACAUUUGCGGAAAAGCGUUCCGACGACAAGACCAUUUGCGUGAUCAUCGUUUCAUUCAUUCUAAAGAGAAGCCCUUUAAAUGUUUGGAAUGCGGUAAAGGCUUUUGUCAAUCACGCACAUUAGCGGUGCAUAAAAUUCUUCAUAUGGAAGAAUCGCCGCACAAGUGUCCCGUUUGUAAUCGCAGUUUUAAUCAACGUUCUAACCUGAAAACCCACCUUUUAACACACACCGACAUCAAACCGUACAAUUGUUCGAGUUGCGGCAAAGUAUUUCGUCGCAAUUGUGAUUUGCGUAGGCAUAGUCUCACACAUAAUUUAGCAGCUUCAAACUCGCAUGAAUCUCUCACGAAUAACAUUCCUUCCGAUGACACAAGUAGUAUUAGCGAACGGAAAACAGUAACAAAACUCCCAUCAAUUGGAGCAACAAUUCUUUCAUUUAAGGCAAACAACAAUAAAAGGGCUCUCGAAAACAAUUGAAGAAAACAAAUUCUUUUCACCUGAUGAUAUAGAGAUAAUAUAGUUAAGUAAGAUAAGACAUAGACUGAGCAAUGCUUUGUAUAGAAAUUUAAUCCUUCCAUUUUCUCUAAAGUAACUUGUGAUUUUGCUGCUCUUCCUAUAGUAGAUAUAUAGACGUAAGUGACAAUUAAUC